Sphenostylis stenocarpa is the source of this 288-nucleotide messenger RNA. Lineage: Eukaryota; Viridiplantae; Streptophyta; Magnoliopsida; Fabales; Fabaceae. The record is from the annotation of a GenBank genome assembly.
AUGGAUGAUUCUGUAGCUUUACCACAAGAGUUCUUUGAUGAGAUCAAGGAUAGGGGAUACAUAGCAAGUUGGUGUAUUCAAGAGAAAGUGCUUUCUCAUCCAUCUGUUGGGGUCUUUCUACCCCAUUGUGGCUGGAAUUCUACCCUUGAAAGCAUAUACGCUGGUGAAUGGAAAUUAGACAAAAAAUCUGCAGAGUGGAAGGAGAAAGCAGUACGAGCCACUGUAAUUGGAGGGUCUUCGUACAACUUCCAGAAGUUAAUGAAAGAGGUUUUUCACCAGAAUAUUUGA